Messenger RNA from Entrophospora candida, 1170 nucleotides. NCBI's taxonomy places the organism in Eukaryota, Fungi, Glomeromycota, Glomeromycetes, Entrophosporales, Entrophosporaceae. The record is from the annotation of a GenBank genome assembly.
AUGCCUAACGAUAAAGAAACUUUUCCCACGCCAGGUUCUACCGAUGACGCGAAAUCUGCUGUCAGCAACGAAAAAACUUCCAAGCUCGUUCCAACCUUAGAUUCUCCUACAAUCGAAACUAUUGCAAACUUGAUAAAAAAUGGAAAAGUUAAUAAUGUUAUUGUGAUGGCAGGCGCAGGAAUCUCUACAGCAGCUGGCAUACCGGAUUUUAGAACACCUGGUACAGGCAUCUAUGAUAAUUUAGGAAAAUAUAAUUUACCAUAUCCAGAAGCAAUUUUUGAUAUAAAUUAUUUUGAGGAACAUCCAGAGCCAUUCUUUACAUUGGCAAAGGAAUUAUAUCCUGGAAAAUAUUUUCCUACUUUAGCGCAUUAUUUCAUAUUUCUGUUGCAUCGACGUAAUCUUCUUUUAAGAUGUUUUACUCAAAAUAUUGACACACUUGAAAGACUUACUGAUUUACCACCUGAUUUGAUUGUUGAAGCUCACGGAUCAUUUGCAGAAUCAAAAUGUUUAAAUUGCAAAGCAUUAGCAGAUUCUGAGUGGAUGAGAAGUAUAGUUGUUGAUAAAGGCGAGAUACCUGGUUGUGUUAAGUGUAACGGUGGAUUAGUUAAACCAUGUAUAACCUUUUUUGGAGAAAUGUUACCUCGUAGUUUUUUUGAAAGAUUAUCAGAUUUUAAAAAAUGUGAUCUUUUAAUCGUUAUUGGAACUUCUUUACAAGUUCAACCUUUUGCUAGUUUAAUCGACGAUGUUAAAGAUACAAUUCCAAGAUUAUUAAUCAACCUAGAGAAAGUCGGUGAGACAUAUAUGCCAGGAUUUGGGUUUGACUUUGAAGGAGAGGAUAGAAGAGAUGUUUUCUUACAAAGCACAUGUGAUGAAGGUGUUAAAAAAUUAGCAAAAUUAUGUGGUUGGGAGGAUGAAUUGCAACAACUUUAUACAGAAGGACACAAAGCAUUAAAAGAAAAAUAUGGUGCUAAGACGAUAACUUCACUUGUUGAUAAAGAUUUAGAAGAAUUAGUUGAAGAUUUUGAAAAGAUUUCUAUAAAAAAGGCUUCUACAAUCACAGAAACAAAAUCAAUAACUAUUGAACAAAAUAAAGAUUUAAAAAAGGACAAAGACGAGAAGAAUGAGGCAGUGAAAGAAAAGGACGAGAAGGAAAUAACAGUGGGUAGCUAG